Stylophora pistillata is the source of this 2415-nucleotide messenger RNA. Its product is annotated as heat shock 70 kDa protein 12A-like. Lineage: Eukaryota; Metazoa; Cnidaria; Anthozoa; Scleractinia; Pocilloporidae. The record is from RefSeq and is a predicted model, not a curated record.
CAGCUGCUAGACGAAGAGGACUGUUUGUAAGUCUUCUUUUGGAUCAUUCAGUACCAAAUUUGGAUAUUUAGGAAACUAUGGCCUCUCAAACUCCAUUUGAAAGAGAUGUCAUUAUUGCGAUCGAUUUCGGCACUACUUACAGCGGAUUUGGAUACGUAUUCCUCAACGCAUCCCAAGAUCAUAUCUACGUGUUUCAAAAGUGGGGAAGAGGACAAGGAAUGGGCUACGGCAAGACACCAACAGCUCUCCUCCUCACCGAGAAAGGCGAAUUCCAUAAGUUUGGACAUGCAGCUGUUGAGACGUACGGGAAACAAGCGAUGUCAAAGAAGGAUUGCAAAAAGCUUUUGUAUUUCGAUAAAUUUAAACUGCUGCUCCAUUCAAAAAAGGACCUAAAUGAGAGAACAGAGGUAAAAGCCAGGAAUGGGAAAAAGUGGCCUGCUUUAGACGUGUUUGCAAAAUGCCUCGAAUAUCUGAAGAAAACUGCAACAGAUGUUGUUAACGAACGGCAUCUGAGGUCAGAAAAGGACAACCCACAUGCAGAAGUUAUGUACAAGCCUGAACAGAUUCAGUGGGUGAUAACAAUUCCAGCAAUAUGGCGAAUUUCCGCCAAGGAAUUUAUGAGAAAAGCUGCCUAUAAGGCUGGGAUUGCAAGCCCCGAGGAUCCUGACCAACUCAUUCUUGCCCUUGAACCUGAAGCCGCUUCGUACUAUUGUAGAAAGCUGCCUUUUGAUAUGUUCAAGGGACAAAAGGGGAAAGAGCUGGUGAAGGACACUUUGGACAAGGAAAAAGUUCCAUAUAUGGUGGUGGAUAAUGGAGGUGGAACCUUGGAUAUCACCGUUCACGAAGUUAAUGCUGAUAAUGGACAUAUCCUGGAAAAACACUGUCCCUCUGGCGGUACCUUUGGUGGUAUUCAUGUCGACCAAGAAUUCGAGCAACUGAUGAUAAAAGCAUUUGGAGACGACUUCAUCAGAAGAUUUAAAGAGCUAUUCCCGAGUGACUGGCAAGUCAUAAUGAACCGCUUUGAGGAACAGAAGAGGGCAGAAGAGGAAGUAGACAACGAUGAAAUUAGUAUCGCUCUCCCUUUAAACUUUAUAAAGUCUUGUUAUCACGAGAUCGGAGAAGAUGAUGCUAUCAAUAAGAGAGUUCAGCGAUUUUGUCCUAAAAAUGUGAGUGUUAGCAGCGACUACUUGAACAUAACCAUGGGCAUGCUAGGAAGCCUGCAUCGUCCAAUUGUGACCAAGAUUGCGGAGCAGAUGAAAAGCUUGCUCGCUAAACAAAGUCUUCAAGAUGUAAAGACAAUUUUUCUCGUCGGUGGUUUUUCUGAAGCUCAGUUUUUAAGGAAAGAAAUUUCCCGCCAAUUUCCUGACAAACGCAUUCUUAUACCACCAGAUCCCCAACUCGCCAUAAUUCGCGGUGCCGUAGAGUUUGCCCAAGAACCGAGUUUACUUCGAGCCAGGGUCAUGGGUAAGACAUAUGGUUUGAAUAUCUGGAAUGAUUUCGAUCCUGAAAAACAUCCGCUCGAGAAACAAGAAAUCAUACGACAGAAAGUGUACUGUCGUGACAUUUUUAAAACCCUAGCCAAGAAAGGAGAACGAAUAGACAUAGACGAGAAAAGAACGUACAAUUUUUGUCCCCUUAAUCCAGAUUCGACUGAAUUCUCUUUCGAGUUUUACAGCACAGACGAAGACGACGCUGACUUUAUCUCCGAUCCCGGAGUUGUAAGUGAAAACGUCGAAAUUUUAAUUUCCAGUCCUAAUACUGCUAAGGGAUGUGACCGAGAAUUAAGGCUGGAAGUAAGGUUUGGUGGCACGGAAACCAAAGUUCAAGUCCUCGAUGUCGAGUCAGGUAAUGUCAAAACAGCAUGUCUUCAGCUUGUUUCCUCAUCUGUGUUUCAUUCCCGUUUUUAUUAGAAAUGCCGAGUUGGACCCAUUUAGACGCUGAAAUUGACUUUUUGAGAGAUUGAUCAGUAUUCUGAUUUUAGAGGCUUUCAAACCUUUCUCCAUAGUCAAAUGAAUAAUAACUGACUUAAGGUCGAAAGGGCGUUCGGCUUCAGCGUUGCCAUGUCGUAGAAGCGCCCCUCAGUGAGCUAGAGGUCCUGGGUUCAAGUACUAGGCCACGCCUGUGUAUAGCCGACUGAUUACCUCCCAUGAUUAAUCGGGGUUAUUACCCUGUUUAACACGUUUCAUAUGAACUAUUUGUAUUACUGGUUUUCUUGGUCCCCAUUGGACUCUGUGCCUUAAACACUACUACGGGCAAAUCGAUCCUGUUUUAAUAAACAUUUUUGUCAGCUUGUAACAAUUGGAAACAUUUGACUCAUUUACGUAACGUAGUCAAGUUUCAGUUCCGACAGUUAACUUGGUUUUUUUAGUGAACGGUUUGUAUCCGCCCAGGUUGCUCGUUCACCGGUAUGUUUCU